AUCGCGACACAACGCCGGCGUAAACAAGAACCGGCUACAAACCAGAAAACUCACUUCAUUUACAUAAAAUAAAUCGUCCCGACCAAAUGAGAUAAUAAAAUUCAUAAAGUUAACUAGAAAUAGGUUGGAGUUUGUGAUCAAAAGACGUGUUGGUGGAGAAAAUGAAGUCUUUUGUGGAAUACUCGAGUAGCACGGAUUUUCCGAUCGAAAAUCUGCCGUACGGUGUGUUUACUUCAGCUAAAAAUGUAGACAAGCACAUAGGGGUGGCCAUAGGAGACCUGAUUCUAGAUCUGAACGUUAUCUCCCAUCUCUUCACCGGCCCACUGCUCGCCGACAAACAACAAGUUUUCAAGGAAGACAAACUGAAUGCGUUUAUGGGCCUGACGAAGGCUCACUGGAGCGAAGCCAGGAGCACCCUUCAGAGUCUGCUAGACGUCAGUAACCCUACACUACAGAAUGAUGCGGCACUCAGACAGAAAGCCUUCCUACCCCAGAGCGAGGCCACUAUGCACGUGCCGGCGGACAUCGGCGACUACACGGACUUCUACUCGUCCAUCCACCACGCCACCAACGUGGGCAUCAUGUUCCGCAGCAAGGAGAACGCGCUUAUGCCUAACUGGAAGCACAUCCCGGUGGGCUACCACGGGCGCUCCAGCUCCAUCGUGGUGUCCGGCACGCCCAUCCACCGCCCCUACGGACAGACGUUGCCCGUUGAAGGCGCGGCCCCGCACUUCGGUCCGUGCCGCCUCAUGGACUUCGAGCUGGAGAUGGGGUGCUUCGUCGGCGGCGCCCCCACGGAGCUCGGACAGAGAGUCACGGCCAAGGAGGCGGGCGACAGGAUCUUCGGCUUUGUGCUCAUGAACGACUGGAGCGCCCGAGACAUCCAGAAAUGGGAGUACGUCCCCCUCGGCCCGUUCACCGCCAAGAACCUGGGCACCUCCAUCUCCCCGUGGGUGGUGACUGCGGAGGCGCUAUCUCCCUUCCUGGUAGAUAACUACCCGCAGGAUGUGGAGGUGUUCCCGUAUCUGAGGCAUGAUGACAAGUUCAACUUUGACAUCAAUUUGGAGGUGGAUCUAGUUUCGGAGAAGUCCUCAGUGCCGACAACAAUCACGCGUUCCAAUUUCCGCUUUAUGUACUGGACGGUGAAGCAGCAAUUGGCUCAGCAGACGAUCACCGGCUGCAACAUCCGCCCCGGGGACCUGCUGGGCUCAGGAACUAUUAGUGGAGACACAUCAGACUCUUACGGCAGCAUGCUAGAACUCUCCUGGAAGGGCACCAAGCCCCUCCGUCUACACAACGGAGAGGAGCGCAAGUUCAUACAGGACGGCGACACGGUCGUCCUUAGGGGAUUCUGCAAGAAUGAAGAUGUGAGGAUUGGAUUUGGGAAGUGUGAGGGGAAACUGCUGCCUGCCGUGCCGUUUGAAGGAUGAUUUUAUAGGGGGGAUAGGUUUGUGUACUUU
Plutella xylostella (diamondback moth) is the source of this 1460-nucleotide messenger RNA. It is a transcript of the gene Faa, whose product is annotated as fumarylacetoacetate hydrolase. Lineage: Eukaryota; Metazoa; Arthropoda; Insecta; Lepidoptera; Plutellidae. The record is from RefSeq and is a predicted model, not a curated record. Gene Ontology annotation, molecular function: fumarylacetoacetase activity. Gene Ontology annotation, biological process: L-tyrosine catabolic process; L-phenylalanine catabolic process; homogentisate catabolic process.